AUGGAAGAAGUUGGACAGAACCCACUGGCUGAUGUGCACAAGAUGGUGGAAAUAUCAACAUUAGAAGUCACAAAACAGAACCUUGACUACCUGAACUCAGACCUUGAAAAGGACCUGCAGAGACUGGAUGAAGCAAAUCAGGCUCCUCUUGGAAAAAUUGAAGAGAAAGAAGAAAACAUUCAAAGUCUGGAAAGAGAGAUCCAGGAAAAGCUGGACCAUGUCAUAUCUGAGAUGGUGAAAGCUCUGAGGGACGUGGAAGUAGAAAGAGCAAAGCUGGAGAAAAGUAAUAAGAUCCUAAAUAGAUAUGUGGUGGAGCUUCAGAAAAAGAUUUCAAGAAGAUUUAAGAAUAUCGGCCUUAAUAAAGGAACCCUAAGGCAGAAGUUGGCAGAAAUGAAGGUGAGACUGCAGAAGUCAACAGAGUCCUGUGCAAAGCAAGAGAAGGAGCUGGUCAAGACAGAGAGUGACUACCAAUCUUUGUACCAGCUCUGUGAGGACCAGGCCCACUGCAUAAAGAAAUAUCAGGAAAUUCUGAGGCAGAUGGAAAAGGAAAAGGAGGUGCUUCUUCUUGAAAAAGAAACAUCCAAAGCCCAGAAUAACUCCUCCCAAGUAGUGAAACCUGGUUCAAUUCUAGUGGAGACCAUUCAAAGUGACAUGGAGAAGACCAUCAUUAAGAAGCAGAAGAGAAUCUUUUGGUAUAGGCAUUUCCAGUGUCUUGUCUUCGUGGCCAUGAUCUUCACAGGGCUGCUGGGUUAUGUGUUUUUCCACCUUCAGUACAUAAACCCAGAUCUCCUUGUGGAUGCCCUGCCCGUGAUUAUGAGCAGGAGCACCUUGAAGAGGCUGAAGGAUGUCUUAUUUCCUCUCCUCAAUCUAGAGGUAGAAGAAUUCCUACCACACUAG
Molecule: messenger RNA, 897 nt
Organism: Cynocephalus volans (Philippine flying lemur)
Lineage: Eukaryota; Metazoa; Chordata; Mammalia; Dermoptera; Cynocephalidae
Product: transmembrane and coiled-coil domain-containing protein 5B-like
Exons: 11
Coding region: 1-897 (298 amino acids)
Source: RefSeq, a predicted model, not a curated record